Messenger RNA from Ilyonectria robusta, 450 nucleotides. RefSeq lists its product as uncharacterized. The record is from RefSeq and is a predicted model, not a curated record. Bases 1 to 450 code for a protein of 149 amino acids. The transcript has a single exon. NCBI's taxonomy places the organism in Eukaryota, Fungi, Ascomycota, Sordariomycetes, Hypocreales, Nectriaceae.
AUGGACAUGAAAGUCCUUACUCACAGCCCCAGCGUGCUGACCAGUCCUGAUCGUCUCCAUAAGAUUUACCGACUGCAAGAGAAGAACAUUUCCACGUACUUGCCGCUCCCCCAGUUCGUCGCCGUCGGUGAUCGGAGCUCCGGAAAAUCAUCUCCGGUUGACGACAUUGAGCGACAAUUGCAAGGUAUUGAAUUCGCUAAGCCGGCGGCCGUGGACACAUCCUCUCGACCUCAACUACCGGCUCAAAAGAGACUGGUGGAAGCACUUACCGCUCCCCUUAGCGACACGCUCGAAGGCCAGUUUCGGCGGAGAGACAACACUAUCAACGCGGUCAGUGCGUAUUGCGUCGUCGAAGAAGGGCAAACCGUCCGCCGCACAAACACAUCGUCAGCUUACCCCAGCGAGCGUGCUGUCAUUGGCGAGCCUCCAGCCGAGAGCCUCUGCAUAUGA